Molecule: messenger RNA, 991 nt
Organism: Bradysia coprophila
Lineage: Eukaryota; Metazoa; Arthropoda; Insecta; Diptera; Sciaridae
Product: pickpocket protein 28-like
Source: RefSeq, a predicted model, not a curated record
AUGUAUGACGAGAAAGACUUACUGAGAGACGGUGUUAUUCUGAGUACGCUUGAUAACCUCCCCGACAAAAAGAAACAAUUGUGGAAUCGAGAUUCUGGCUUUACAAAGGGACUACCGGCGAAAGACUAUACAUAUCCGUUUCGAGCGUUCACCACUGAGCAUUCAUUUUCCAUACGCUUCAACGCUACACAAUCUGGACAAAUCAGUCGAUUCAAUUCAGAGUUCAUAUUGAUCUACUUUCAUGCACCAGACGAACUUCCGCUUGUCAAUCCACAUGCUGUAUCCACCAUCAUUUCAGCUGAAAAACAUAACUCCAUCAAAUUAACGCCAAAAUUGGUCGUCCGACAGUGCUAUUACGGCCACGAACGACAUUUAAAAUAUUACAAAACCUACACCCAAAGCCAUUGCGAAUCGGAAUGUCUCGCCGAUUAUACUCUCGACCAAUGUGGAUGCGUUCCUUAUUUUAUGCCACUGUUCAAAGAUAACGCUACACAUGCUCCAAUUGACGAUUGCAAUUGCCUUCAAACAUGCACUCAGUUGUCAUAUGCAAUUGAAGUGGUCGAAGCUAAGGCCCGGCGUUUUUAUGAAAGUUACGUCCUCAUUGGAAACCAACAUCCAUUUUUUACGAAAAAUAUCCGCACUGAGUUGCAUAGUCUGAGUGAAUUCUUUUGUAAUUGCGGCGGCUCGCUCGGAUUGUUCCUUGGAGUGUCGAUCUUAAGCAUAGUGGAAUUGCUUUAUUUCUGUACGAUUCGUUUGUAUUUGCAGAGUAAAAAACGUACCGCAGAUUCCACUGAAUAGAUCAGAAGACAUCCGUUCUACCAAUAACCUGAAACCCUAACAAGAAGGCUAUUCGCACAAAGUGCGAUUAGUCUUUAUUUGACUAUUCGCACUUUUCCAACUGACCGAUAUUUUUCCCGUAUGUCAUACCGUUCUACUCAGAAAACUCUAAGACUUUGCGAAAGACCAACACUCUGUAAUAUGACGAAAAAAA